AUCAGUUUGUUUUGUGAUUCCAACAAAUUUCAAGUACUUUUUAUCCGAUUUGGUGAUUAAGUGAUUUGGUUAAUCUUCUAAUUAAUCUGUUUACUUUAAUUGUUGAGAGAAUAUAAUUUGUCUACCAUUUGAGAGGGCAACAAUAUCUUUUGUUAGAAUAUAAAAAAAAACAACCCAAUUUGGAUUCUUUAGAUUUAGAGUAAAACCAAAUGGGUUAACAAUUGAAUCUAUUGUUUUUGUUUUCCUGCUUUGUUAACAAUUGUUACUAAUUUAAUUACUCUGGACUCAAUUUAAUAGCUAAUCAGUGACGAUGAGUCAACAAAUUUGUCCAUUUCUAAUGGUUAAAACAAUUGAUUCUCGCCUUCUUUGUUUGUGUUUUAAUUACUCUUCAAAUUUAUAUCAACACGUGGAUGUUGUUAACUUGUUCAUUUCAUUUUCUUAACAGUGUUAAUGUUUAUCCUUCACUUUACCGAUUUUCUUCAUCUCCAAGACAAAUUUAACCCAAUCAACAAUCUAAAUCACAAUUAGAUGGUGAACAAUUAAUCACAUAACAACCAAGUUGAUUCUCCAUUGAAAAUAUUACCCGUUGUUGUUGGAAACCAUAACAUCCGCUGUUGGAAAAUAUGGUUAUCGUUAAUUAAUUAAUUUUCUACCUGAUAAAUUUCUCCCUCUCCUUUUUUUCCCUUCUUUCUAUUCUUGAUCAUCUCUUUGUUUCUUUAUUCAAUUGCAAUCAGUGCUAUUGAUCCUUAAAUUGUUUACCAAUAUGGCGAAGACUCCGUGUGCCGUUUUUUGGGAUAUUCAAAAUAUUGGUGUUCCAAAGGGUCAAUCAGCUGCUUCGGUUGUUUCCCUUAUUCGUUCAUCCAUAAUUAACCUUUACAAUUUACGUGAGAUUUACUUCUACUGUGUCUGUGAUGUGACCAAAUUACCUGCUCAUGUCGGUAAUCCGUUGACCAACAAAGAUGUCAACAUAAUCCAAGCCUACGAUUAUACUAAAGAUUCAGCUGAUAUUAAAAUAUUGGACUUGAUGAGGAAAUUUGUUGAAAAUCAAGGGAGAAAAGGAUGUGCAAUAAUUUUAUUAAGCGGCGAUGGUGAUUAUGUUGGUACACUUAUCGAUCUCAAGAAACUUCAUAAUAUCUCAAUUUUCUUGAUUCGUUUGGAAAAUUCUUUCUCAAUUAAACUCGAGCAAACUGCCAAUUAUACAUUCGUAUUGUCCAAAGGUCAAUUACAACCGGUACAAUCUCUUGGAUCACCUCAGGCUUUUGUCUCAUUCAGCCGAUUUCCUAAAACUCGACCGAUCAAUUUAAUUAAAUCUGAUCUUAAUGGUUUAACCCAACCCUAUGGUAGCAUUGAUAAAAGUGCCAUUGAUCAUGACGAUACAGUAAUCAUUGGAUUUCCAAGUUUGGAAUUGGCACUUUUAGCUGUUAAACGGUUCAAUACAUCUCGAUAUCAUGGAACUUUUUUGAAAGCAGAAAUUUUAUCAAAUCCACCCACCGAAAUUGUAAACAAGGUGAAAAAUACCUGCACCCCUGUUCCUAUUGUAAUCCAACCAAAGCAAACAGUUAAAAAAGUGAAUCCUGAACGUCAAGAAUUACCUGAUAGUCAAAUGUUGACAUUUAUCAAAGUCUCUCAGUUAACUGAUUUACUAUCAGAAGUUGAAUUAACUCAUCAUUUUGCAAAAUUAACUAUUCCAUAUGAAAGUAAAUAUGUUAAAUUUCACCAAUCGUCAAUUUGGAUCGCUUUUCCAAGCACUAAUCAAGCACAAGAAGCACUAGUUAAGCUUAAAUCAUCUCUAUUACUUGGUAAACCGAUACUCGCCGCUAUAACCAGCCCACCGCUUGAUCUACUUAGCUCAUCAGUGAGACAGGAGUUGAUUCUGCCAUCAGAUCCUCCAUCUUCACCAAUUACGCCACCACAGCAACAACAAUCAACCUCAUCACUGUCAUCAUCUCAUUCAGAAUCACAAUCAACAACAAAAAUAACCUUGAAAUCUGAAGGUGAACAAAGUUCAAGCUUAAAUAAUUCAACCGAUAUUCAAAGUUCAGAUGACACCAGAGCAGUUCUACAAGGUUUUGAUCAAGAUUUUAGUUCUGGUCGAGCUCAACAAAAUCACUUUAUCUGUUUAUCGGGAUAUUCUGAAUCAACGUUCCAAACAAAAUGGUCGCUAACUUAUAAAAUUUUACUUGAAACUCGAGAUCAUCAUCCUAAAAAACUUUUCAUUGAAGAUCAACUUGUUUGGCUUUGGUUUACAAAUGCAACUGACCAUUCACAAGCUCUAAAUUUGAUAAACUCAGAGUUAAUUAAAGAUUGGCCAUCCAUCAAAGUCGAUUCAAAUUGUUCACCGAAACUCAACCUAUCAGAAUUGGCGUCUUCUUAUUGCGAAUCUAAUCCUUGGUGUUUCACUUCAGAUUUUGACUUGUAUUUCCUUAGAGUUGAUGCUAAUGAUGUGAUGACUGAUGAAAUGGAAAAGAUAAUCAGAGAGAUUGUAAAUGAAACUCAAGUUGAUCAUAAGCUCAAUUGUAUUUUUAUCAAAACAAAGGGAGAGUCGAUUUGGGCCGCAUUUCCUGAUGGGAUGUGUUGCCUGGAUGCCGAAUCUUUGAUUGGAGCUCAUCAACAAAUCAAUUCGAGCGUUAAAUUAACAUGGACUAAUUCUUCGCCACUUGAAUUGUUACAAUCGAUCUCACUGGAAGAUCUUGUCGGAGAUGCUAAACAACUUGCCGAAAUUCUGGCUAAACCAAUAGAUAACAAUAUUGAUCCUGAUUUAGAAACGUUGGAAGGUCAAAUGGAGUCAAUCGCAAUUGAAUCAUCUACUAUUGAUAUUAUCGACUCUUCAUUUGAAGAGAGUGAAGUUAAAACACCAAGUACACUUUGGGAAUUGCAAGGAGAGAAAUAUGAAGAACUAGAAGCUGAAAUUCAGGGGCAACUUUGUUUUGCUCAAGGAGCAAAGGAUGAAGUAGAAAUUGUUUCAUCACCAACUGAACUUAUCGAUACUUUUAUCUGUCUGAUGGGCUCUACGAAUGCUGCUUUUCCAACUCCUUGGUCUUUAUUCAUCAACGUUGUAAGCAAACUGAAGACAAUGGGCUUGAAAAAGGUCAUUUUUUUUAAUCAGAUAUUCUGGUGUCAAUUUGAUAAUGAAACGGACCGGGAAAAUGUGCUCGUCAAACUGAACUCGGGUCAACUUAAUCUUUUACCUUUAAUUCAUUCAUCGACAGCACCAAAAAAGCAUGCAAAUACAUCCACUCGAGUUUCUUCAUAUUCCCCCUGUAAUCCUUAUUGUAUCACUGCUGAGUUACGAUUACAGUAUUUCAAGCUUGUAUCGUUGGACCCAAUCGCUAAUUUAACAACUAUCGAGAACAUGGUAAAAGAUACUAAGAAAAUUCUAGCAACUUCGAGUUCAUGUAUUUUCGUUAAGGCCGAUCAAGAUAACGCUAUUUGGGCUGGUUUUCCAAGUGGACGAACUUGUGACAGAGCCAUUGUAUCAGUUCAUAAGAGUAAUACUUGGAAGAUUAGAGUUGACCUUACCCACACCAAACAAGCUCCAAUCCCUUUGUUACAAGGCAUCCAAAUCCAAGAUCUAGUUGGCGAGGCGCUUAAAUUAGCCCAACUUUGGGUGUCUAUCAAUAAACAACAAACAGCAAUAUUAAACUCAACAAUCACAAUCUCAUCAUCCACAUCAUCACUAUCAACAACAUCGACAAUAUCAACUCCAUCAACACCAGAAGCGAAAUCUGCUCGUUCAACUGGAGGAGCACAAUUUGAUAAUCAAACUACUGCUCCUAAAGUAGCUACUCUGUCAUCGAGUGAUAAUGUUUCUCGAUCACCUCGAAGAGUGAGAAGACGUCGUGGUCGAGGAAAAUCGUCUAGUGAGUCAACAUCUACUGCGAAUAGUAAUGGCCGACCUAACGUCAGAUCAAUCACAAUAAAAGCAUCUAGGGUACUGACCCCGAAAGAGAUUCAAUUUGCUAACAUUCGUAAUCAAUUUAUCUGUUUAAAUGGUACAACGAAUGCAGAGAUGGCAACUUACUGGUCAUUGAUGUAUAAUAUUGUCGCCAAAACGAUAGACAAUCAAAUCUACAAGGUGAUCAUGGAAGAGGGUGAUUUUUGGUUAUAUUUUGAGAAAGAUCAUCAUUGUCGAAAGGCAAUCAAGAUGAUAAACGAAGAUGCAAAUUUUUGCAAAUCAUUCAGAAUGAAAAAAUCGAUCUCGCCUUCCAAAAAGUUAUUGGCUACAAUUUCGAGCUACCACCCUGAUAGUCCUUGGUGUUUUAAUCGCCAUUUAGGACUAAGUUAUCUUAAAUCAUCUAAUCAAAUUGGUGACAAUUCAUCAGCUCGAAGCCUAUUAGAUAUAGUCAAGUCAAUAUCCAAUCAAUAUAAAUGUAUAUUUGUCAAGUUUUUCGAGGGAACCAUUUGGGCUGGAUUCCCAAGUACAAGGACCUGCGAGAACGCUAAAAAGACACUUAAUGCAUUUAUAUCUAAAUCAGAUCAGAUGCAAUCGACUGCAACACUUUUCAUUCCGAUAAAUUUACUGGAAUCGAUUGGAACUUCUGAUUUACUUGGAGAUGCAUUAAGUUUAUCACGUCAAUGGUUUGAAAAGCGAAAUGCACUCUCCAGUUAUUCAUCUCAAUGUAGUGAUAAAAGUGACUUGGCUCCGUCAGUUGGUUUUAUCACAACUUCGAUGAGUAUUGAAAGUGACACUGACUCUAAUUCGGUGCUUAGUGACCACUUGAAUACUGAUCGAUAUCCUUAUCAACAACCAUGUUCAAGUGAUGGGGAUGGUGGUUAUCCAUUUUACCCAACAACCACUUACAUGGAUAAUAAGGUUUCCCCUUUUCUAAAUGGUGGUCAAGGAGUUUUCUUAGCCGUUGGUGAUAUUUUCCAGCUACCAAGAAGUCGAUUGAUGUGGAAAAAACAAAUUGUCCAAACUUUAGUUGACUUUAUCGAUAUACCACCGAGAGCAGCUUGUCUGGACAAUUCAGUUGUCCAUUUUCAUUACAAUACCUUGGAGGAAGCUGAAAGAGCUAAAAAAUUCAUCGAGACAAAACUCUUUGAAGAUCAUUUCCAGUUCAAUGGCACCAUUAGUUACGAUGUCCCUGCCUGUUGGUCAGUUAAGCAAAAAUACUACUACAGUGUUCCUCGGACACCACCCGUCCCUCCAAAGAGACAUAUAACUUAUAUUAUCAUCUCACCAGUCGCAAAAAAAGAUAGUCGAUCUUUGAAUAACACAGUGUUAGCAGCACUUCAACCGUUUUAUGUUUACUUCAUCCGCCAUUUUGAAGACUCUCUAUGGAUUGGUAUUGGUAAUCAUGAACAAGCUGAAGCAGCAAUUGUUGCUUUCAAAGAGCAAAAUUGUCUCAAUGAUAAUCUAACAGUUACAAUUGAUAAAAAACUACCUCGAGAUUUUUGGAAAAUAAUUCGAGGUGAAAUUAAACCAAACAGUACAAAUGAACCCACAAGUUCAACAACAACAAUACCAACAAAAAUUGAGCAAAAAACAACUAAUCAGCCAAAAGAAAUUCAAAUUGCAACAUUAAAAGUACAACCAGCUUAUACUUUUGCUCCAUCGGUUUCCACUUCAAAAACACCAGAAAUUAAUAUGAUCGAGAUAAAAAAAUCGCCAAAACUAUCAACGGAGCGAGUCAAACCUUUCAACUCUCCCGUUCUUGUUUUUGCGAAUGGAAAAAGUCCAACUCCGAGCGAAAUUGUCCCGUUCACAUUCAUGUCAUCGGAGUCUCCAAAAUAUCCGAAGCCUUCACCAUCUACAUCAUCAUCGUCCUCAUCAACCUCUAGAAUUGAAACUGGCUCAUUAUCAAUUAAGCCUACGAAUUCAUCUAAUCCAUCGCCAAGUGAUGUACCAUUUUCCCCCACCGCAACCACCACAACUAUUACACCAAAAAGUACAAUUACCUCAAGUGCAAAAUCAAAUGAUUCAAAUGAUUCAAAUGAUUCAACCAAUAACCAAGCAAACAUAAUAUCAACAAUACUACAAAGCUCAUCGACUUCAUAUCUAAUUGUAACGGCUUAUCCAGUAGCGGUAAUGACCAAAGAAGCUGUUGAUGUUAUUAAAAGUAAAUUGGUGAAACAUGGAUGUUUAUUUGUCACCAAAUUGCCUGAUUGUAUUUGCUCAGGUUUCGCUAAUUCAGAGAAACGUAACAGCGCUCAAGUGGAAAUCGAUGGCUCCAAUUACACGGACCCUUUUGGUCAUAAUUACACGUUUUUAACACGAUUCGUUUAUAAACCUCCAUUGAACCUUUUAUCGGCUUUGAAGACCAGCGACUUAACUUUAUCAUCCGCUCAACUUUCAUCAAUUUACUCCGAAAAGUCAUCAACAGCAUCUCACCCAUUAUCACCUUCUUACGUUCCAAACAAUCAACCACAACCACAAGCACGACCAAGACCAUCACCAACAUCAUUCAGCUAUCAAACUUAUUUGCCAACUUCAUCUACUACAAACUAUUCAUAUUAUCAACCGCCUGGAGGUCAAUCCAGACCCGUGAACAAUGAUUCAACUGAGCCAAACACCUCGAACGGUGGAUUGAAUGAUUCGAGUUUCGCCAAAAAGUCAACCAAAAAAAGUAAACCAGCAAACUGUUCUCUAAGUUAAUUCGUUGUUUUAAUCCACCUUUUGAUUAAUUGUCUUUCAAUUUCCUGAUUAAAUGUUAGGAUAGCGAGAAUUUAAUCCAGACUAAUUAUCGCUGAUUUAAUUGUGAGAAAGCGUAAUUUUCAGUUAAAUUUUCAACUAUUUUUUGGUAUAUAAUAUGUUAUCAUAAUUAACUUAACCAAUAUGAAACUUAUUCAUCGUAACUAUUAACAGGCUAAUCAGCUAAUUGUUGAAAAGAUAAUGUUGAUUAGGUAUUGAUACAAUAACAUAAAUUAAAACGAUGUUUAUUUUUAUGAUAAAUUUGAUAAUAAAUUGUGAAGAGACAAAAGCAAUAGAAUCAAAAUCAAUUGUGAUUAAAGAUUGUGAUAAAUUUUUGUAUAAA
This is a messenger RNA of Panonychus citri (citrus red mite), 6974 nucleotides long. RefSeq lists its product as uncharacterized. Gene Ontology annotation, molecular function: RNA nuclease activity. The transcript has 2 exons. The coding region runs from base 764 to 6595 and encodes 1943 amino acids. The record is from RefSeq and is a predicted model, not a curated record. Gene Ontology annotation, cellular component: nucleus. NCBI's taxonomy places the organism in Eukaryota, Metazoa, Arthropoda, Arachnida, Trombidiformes, Tetranychidae.